Astrephomene gubernaculifera is the source of this 6398-nucleotide messenger RNA. Lineage: Eukaryota; Viridiplantae; Chlorophyta; Chlorophyceae; Chlamydomonadales; Astrephomenaceae. The record is from the annotation of a GenBank genome assembly.
AUCAACUACUGAUCUUGUGCUAAAGUUUGCACAUGCUUCAUCUUUUGACGACUAACGCAUUGCUGUGUUCGUUGCACAUGGUCGGGACAUAGUCAUUGUGUUAGGGCCUACUAUGGCUUCGUUGGCCAUUUUGCCUAUGCUAUUGCUGUCUUUAGGUCUCGGUUUCUCGCACGCACAAAACGAACAGCUUCUACCUGGAUUAUCGUGUCCCUCAUGGUUGGACGAUAGCAGCGGAGCUGGCCAACCAGGAGAGGCUACCCUUUGCUCACUAGACAACCUCAAAGAAUGUCAGGCGCCUGACUUGGCUGGCCCCGUCUGGUUGACGGGUUCCCCGCUGAAGCCUAUAUGGAACCUGGGAGCGGGCGGCGAUGGAGUAUUAAGCCUUGGGCAAGUCGAGAAUCUCACGGCCUUUUGCUUCAGCUUCUCAAUGCGGCGCCCUGAUGCAGUUCAACUGCAACCGAUAUCUAUUGAGACUCUUCUGGCUCCGCCUAUAUUUGCAAGCCCUCCUUCGCGCCUGACCUUGCGGAAUGUUGGUUUCGAUUUGGACUGUGCUCAGCUAAAGGAGUGGCAGGAACUGCUGUGCAGUGUAAGCUUGCCAGGAGCAGCGCAGGUGCAGGGACCCCUCAUCAACAUUUCUCGCUGGGAAACCGAAUUCGUCCUGUUGGAGAAUGUAUGGCUAUCCUGCGAUGACGAUCCAAACUUUCAACCCUCAUGCUCAAUGGCUAUCGUCAACAAUGUGGAGGACAUCCUUAGCGCCUCCGACGCCCUCCUUGAGCCCUCCCUUCCGUUGGUGCUUGCCCUUAACACCCAUCGGCUGGAGUUUAACGACUCCAACUGGCCAGCAGAUGGCGUCCGCAUUACUGCCAACGUAUCCCUAAGCGCCACCUGGAUUAGAAUGGUCACAAUCAGCUUCGGUUUGAAGACGGUUCUAUUCCAGGUGGAUUCAAGGGCCUCCUCCGCAGCUUUCAUGUCCUUUCGGGGCUGCAUCCUGCUAGACCUCCCGCUCAGCUACCUUCCCCUGGACCACCCCAGACGGCCUUUCGGUGUUUUGUCUACCGGCCUCUGGCCUGUGUACAGGGAGCAAGUUGCCAUGGGGCUUUACAACUGCACGCUGAUCCUGACAAAGGAGGAGUUUAUGUUCUGGUCCUUUUGGCUGUCAAUCCUCAUUUCACCAAUCCCAUCCGUCCGCAACCUGGCUAGCUGGAGCGCUGCGUCUCAAGUGCAGCUGGAGCCCUCGGGCGAGGACUACAUCAAACUCGCCUCCUACUACGGCCGCUACACCAUGCUCUCCAACGUAACCUACCAGGUCUCCAACGGGGACUUCACAACGCAGCAACGCAACAACAUUCUGCAGAUCACGGGAGACGCGCAGGUGCCCCCCACUACCGUAUUCCAGGUCCGGGACAGCGCGGACAUGCUCAACACCCUGCUCAACGCCACCAGCAGUACGGCAGCACAGUACGGAUUGUACGUCAUCCUAACCGACAACGUCGCGUUGCCCAACUCAACCGCUUGGCCCAGCGGCGGUGUGCCCAUCAGCUACUCCACCACGUUCACGACGUGGCCGUCAACAGUGGCGGCGCUUGACUUCCAGCUGACGCAGGAUACGUUUUUGGUGACUGCGCCGGUGGUGGUUAAAAACACGGUGCUGCUGAACCUGCCGAUGGGCCCAGCAGCGGAGCAGUACGGAAUGCUGGCUUCGGGGCUUUGGUCCUUCAACUUCAGCGCCUGGCCUAUGUCAGACCCGAGUCGACUUUUAGUCCAGGACGGCUCCAUAGUGGUGGCGCAGCAGGAGGUGGGCUUUUACUUUGCGGCUACAGUGGACGCGACCGACAAGGGCGGCACGGACUGGAUCAUCGCGUACAAGGUCCAUGGCUACGACCAAGCUAACCGCACUUGGGUGUACUACUCGACCCUCACAACGCAACGCUUCACGGCGACGAACCUCAACAUCACCAGCACUGUUCCCGUGUUAACGUUUAACACCAUUGCCACGACGCCAGCAUCGUCAGGUGUCACGCUCAUUACUGAUGCGGAUCAGGGCUCCAACGGUGUGGACCGGCAGGAGGUCCUGCUAUUCGCUUCCCUAGCCAUCGCACUGCCAGCAGCUCUGGCGGCUGCACUGGUUACCUACGUUUGGCUGCGGCGGCGCCGGCUGGGCGGCAUAUGUCGCAGCAGCUGCAACGCGGCGAGCGGAAAGCAGCAGCACGGGUCCAAAGCGGACGGUGACGGUGCGGCAGCAGCGGAUGUGGAGGGGGUGCAGACGGACGCGGAGGAGGGCGGGGGCGGUGCCAAUCGGAAGGGAGCUCAAAGACAGGACAUGUCAUGCUGCUUGCCGCUGUCACUGCCGCUGCGCAAAGCAAAGUUCGUCAACCCGCUGUUUGAGGGGCCAGGGGGCGCGGGGGCGGACGAGGUGGUGCUCACUGCGGUGUUGGGACCCAGCACCCGCGCAUCACCUGUCAGGUCUCGUCAGCUGGCGUCGCCGUCGGGUGCUGCGGGACUGGCUGCAGCAGCAGCAGCAGGAGCCCCCAUACCCCUGGCAGGCGCCGGCGGAGAAGGGCAGGCGGAGAUUGGUGAUGGAGAGGAGUCGGGCAGCGGAACGGAGUGGAGUGAAGACUCGGGUGGUGGCUCGGGCGAGCAUGCGGGCAGCAUUGCGAUCCUAACGGAGUUUGGGGGAGCCUUGACAGCAGGCGGCUCGGAGUUGAGGUUGAGCGGGCGGCUGAGCAGCGGCAGCGGUGCUAGUCGCCGGCAGCUGCCCCGUUCAGCUGCAGCUGCAGCACAGCUUCAGUACAGUCCGGCCAUGUGUUCAGGGGCGGCGGAGGUUGGGGAGCUGCGCGUGGGAUCUGGAUCUGGGCUAUCCUUACGGCAGCCGGUGGCAGCAGCAGCAGCAGCUGCUAGCGGCGGUUGGGACCAGCAUGCUUCAGCGGCGCGAGGCAUGGGCUGUAGCGGCGAUUGGUCUCUGCACGGCGAGCCGCACGAGGUGGUUCCGGAAGACCUCAUGACGGCAGCAGCGCCGCCCGCUUGCACGCAGCCGGGAGGGAGGGACGGGGGGCUCGCAGGGACGCAGCAUGGACAGCAGCAGCAGCAGCAGCUUCACCAUGCGGGGGAUGGCUCGCAGCAGGGGUUAGGCUCCUUUGGGUGGCAGGAACACCAACAACAACAACAACAACGACAUGAGCAACAAGGACAGCUAAUGCCGCAGCAGCACUCGGGCGGUCGUGGGCAACAGGCGUCUCAAGCGGAACCCAGUGGUAGCGGCGGCGGCGGCGGCGGAGGCGGCGGCGGCGGCGGAGGAGGAGGAGGCGGCGGCUUCAACCCUCGGCUAGCUGAGAUGCAGCGGCUGGAGCAGCUGCGUCGGGACAUCGGUGACCGGCACCUGGAGGUGCAGCACAGCCUGGGCUGGGGCGGCUGCGGCGUGGUGUAUAAGGGCACCUGGAAGGGUCUGCAGGUGGCGGUGAAGACGGUGCUGCUGCAGGGCGACAGCAAGCAGAGCCGCCAGUUCCUCACGGAGGCGGCCAUCUCGGCCAGCCUGCAGCACGCCAACAUCGUGACCACCUACCUGUACGAGCUGCGACCUCUGGAUGAGGUUGAUCCCGGGAUAGGCAGCAUGGAGAUCCGUGUGACGCACCGCCACCGCCACCACCGGCAUCACCACGACGGAAGUGGAUUGGGAUUGGAAGCGGGAGUAGGAGGCGGCGGUGGUGGCGGCGGGGCAGAGAGGGACUUUGCCUGCUGCUCCACAUCCUCGAUCUGCUCGGGGGGGUCGGAGGAGCAGCAGGAGGAGGGACGGGGGGUGGGCAGUCCAGGCAUGAUGAGCUGCUGGAAGCUGUACAUCGUGCAGGAGUACUGCGAACUGGGUACUUUGAAAAGCGCCAUAGACCAGGGCUACUUCCAGGGGGCGCAGGGGGGGCUGCCCAACAUGACCUUCCUCCUCUCCAUCGCUCUCGACAUGGCGUUGGGUCUCAGCCACGUGCACUCCAAGCACGUCGUGCACGGCGACAUCACCGUCAGCAAUGUGCUGCUGCAGGCGGCGCCCAAUCGGCCCCAAGGCUGCAUCGCAAAGGUCGCGGACUUUGGCCUCAGUGUUCGCCUUGAAGCGGGGCAGAGCCACCACUCCCACACGUACGGUGGCACGCCGCAUUACAUGGCGCCGGAACGCACCCGAGGCCACCUGUCCAAGGCUUGCGACAUCUACUCGCUAGGGGUGUGCCUUUGGGAGCUGUUCUGCGGGACGCCGCCUUGGCGACGCAACUCGGCAGGCGCGCACAACAGGGGGCGUUACGGAGGAGGGGAUGCCAGCAGCGUGGGCAGUGACAGCGGGGGGUUGCACGGAGAUUGGGGCGGGCCGGGUGCUGCUGCUGGUGUCACUGGGGGCGGCGGGUCGGAUGUGUUUCGCAUGCCGAGGAGUUGUCCGCAGGAGUAUGCGGCGUUGGUGCUUGGGUGCCUAGCGGCGGAGGCGCAGCGGAGACCGACUGCGGAGGCGGUGGUUGGGACGUUGCAGCGGUUGCAGCGUAGGUAUGGGUGAGGUGGGCGGGAGUUGGGAUUGGAAGAGGAUGGGUGUGGGAGCCGAGGAGCAGCCUGGUGGGUGGGCAGCAGUUGACGUUGCUGAAAUGAUUGCAGGGAAGGUCAGGAGGUGGAUGGGGUACUGCUAAAGGUUAACUCGCAGCGUUGGACGUGUUGCCUGUCGAGUACACAUGAAGGAGGGCGUGGUGUUCGUACUGGUGAUUGGGUUGCGGGGCACAUGGAUGGCUGCGUUCAGCGUUCUGAGUGCCGCAAGCACGCCGCUUUGUUUAGCACUUGCUGAUUGAGUGGUGGUUGGUGGGGGUGUUGUCUACUGGAUUGCGCGGUUUCCGUGUGACGGCGGAAAAGCAGAACAACAAGGAUUGACGAGGAGGAGAUUUUGCACACACUUGAUGGGUCGGAGGUGUUUAGGACGCACAUCUUAGACAUAAAUUGAGGACACACGCAAUACACGUUAUAUAACACAUGCUCGAAAAUACCUGUCUUGGCGCGAAAUACGGGUUCCGGUUUUACCCAAAGAGUGUUAGGUUUAGGAGGCGUUGAUCGUCCUCAUGUUCAUCCAUUAUGUCUUGUGUUCAUACGCCCGGCAUUGCUGCUCUGCCCCGCUCUGCUCUGUUCCUCAAAGUAUGACUAUUUGGGGAUAGGGAGAGGUGGGGAGCGCUGCAUUGCUUUGUGGGCACGCAGCAAAACGGGCAGCCUUGAUGCGAACGUCUUGGCUCAGCAGCCGUUCAUGGUGUCCACGACUGGAGGCGUUACAUUGGUGCACGUCUCCUCGAGUCCGAGGCUUACAAGCGGACCUUGUCUCCUCACACGGAGGGGCUUUUGUGCUUGGUCGGUGCGGUUUCCUGUUUUCCCUUUUGUUGGUGGCUGCGAGGUCCCUCCCGCGGGAGAGUGAGGUGGCGGGGGUAGCACUGCGGGAGAGGCCGAGCGGUACCGGAUCCAUUUCUGUGUGUCUUAACUGGCCGCGAAACUGACGCCGCCCUUGGAGUGGCUGUUGGUGUGGCGUGGGGAUGCGGUUGCGUGAAUGCUGUUGUAACGCGUUGGUCUGUGGCCCGACUGACAGUUAAGUGCAGGUGAGGAUGGAGGGGUGAGUAGGUUGGUGGAGAGGGAUUACCGAUACUAGUUUAUCGGGGAAUUGUGGCAUGGCUGGUGAAUUGGUUUGUGGUGGCUUGUUCGAAAGCACUUGAGCAGCGCAACGCACGAACGCAAUGCACGUUCUGCAGGGAUGGCAACGCAUUAGUCGGCACCGUUAGCGCCGUUAGUGUGAGGCGGCGCCCAAGUAUGACCCAACAGAAGCGGUCGAGAAGGGGUUUGCUAGCGCCUUUUCAGUAUCUUAACCGGUAGGGUACGUUGCUGUGUCUAUCAGGGGGUAUACUUGCGGGGGGGGAGAGCCGCAUCGCGGCUCCUUGGAAGCGAGGGGAGGUGGAGGUUGUUGAUGUAAAUCUGUAGCCGAGCGGUGAGGGAUAGGAUUGGUGGGGCAUGCGGUUAAAAGCUCGUCUCGAGGUUUGGGCAGUGUUUACAUGGUUGCUGUGCUUCUUGAGUGUACGGUAUUGAAAGCUGUGGUGCUUGUUUGGGUGCGGAGGCAAAAUUGAGUUAUGUAGACGCGUAAAGUUCCAGAAUUUGUGAGCACUGUCUAGGAUUUGCAUUGAUGUAAGUGUGUGCGAAGACGUGGCAUGGCGGUUUUACAGUGACAGCACUGUUUGACUGAGGACUGAUGAUGGUUGUAUGUUCUACAUUCGAACAUACUGGGUCGUGCAGACUUCACAGGGUCUGCUGGGGAUCACAUACCCACGGAAUGUACUGAACAUAUCGUAUGAGAAAACCCGUUAUGCGCUUCCUGACCCUUUCUUGCAAUCCCCUGUAAAGCUUGGGUAUUG